AUGGAGCACCUCCAUAAGCUGUAUCCCGGAAUCAUGGCUGAUAAUACUUGUUUGCCAAACAUGAAGGGAACGACUUUAGAUAAGAGACUGGCAUACUUCUGCAAGGCUUUGAUAUCUGUUAGAGAUUCAUGGACAAAGAAUCACGAGUGGAUGAACAAAUUCUUAUUUGAUAAGAAUCUUAAUGUGGAAAACACUAUUAUGGAGCAACUUGUGUUCGCAACACUUGAUUGCAUGAUUAAGGCUGCAAGAGAAUUAUUCGAUAUGCUGGAUGAGGAAGAUAUGAAGGAAGGUUAUAAUUCCCCAUCUCUUCUCCAGCAGACUCUUGUAGUUCAUGUUGCUCAAGAUUCCAGCCCCCUCAAUAAAAAUCAUGAGAAGGUUGAAAAAUUAAAACCAAAUGCUAAAGAAGUAAAGAAAAAUUCUCAAGUGAUUGUAGCAGAACUAAAACCUGGCAACCCAAUGCCCAUGAUGCCUUCAAAAGGACCAGCCCUGUCUCCACCAACACCCGUGGCGCCGCAGAAGCGUCCUGCUCCGCCGCCACCUCCUCCACUUGGCGCCACAAAAUCCCUGCAUCGAAAGGCAGCCACAACUAAGUUGAAGAGAUCUGUCCAGAUGAUUAAUUUGUUUAGGAAUCUCAAGAGAAAUGUAGAAGGGUCUAGCCUUUUAAAUUUGGUUAAUUCUGCUGAUGUUAAUCAUGAAAGAAGAGCUCCAACUGGUACAAGGAGUCCACAAAUUGGAGGCGCCACUGGUUGGAAACAAGGACUGGCUGCUUCAUUGGCAGAGUUGACAAAGAGAUCAACUUACUUCCAACAAAUAGAAGAAGAUGCUCGAAAGCAUGAAAAGUCAAUCAUGGAGCUGAAGAUAGCCAUUAGGUCCUUCCAAGCAAAAGACAUGGUUAAGCUGCUUAUGUUCCAAAGACGGGUGGAAUCUUUUCUUGAAGGCCUAACUGAUGAAACCCAGGUUCUCGGAAAAUAUGAAGAUUUCCCUACAAAGAAGCUGGAAGCAUUGAGGACAGCUUCAGCUUUGUACUCAAAAUUAGAUAAAAUAGCAACAAACUUGAAGGAACUGCAGAUAGUGGCACCCUUGGACCAGCUCUUCAACAAGGUUGAGAGUUUUUUCAGUAAGAUCAAAAAAGAAUUGGAGGCACUUGAAAGGAUCAAAGAAGAAGAAUCCAAGAAAUUUAAGAGUCAUGAUAUUCAUUUCGACUUCAACAUCCUUACACUAAUCAAGGAAUUAAUGGUGGAUGUUUCCUCAAGCUGCAUGGAGCUAGCACUUAAGGAGAUGAGAGAAGCAAAGGCUAAAGAAGAAAUUGGAUCCAAAACCGACAGACAAAGAAAGGGAAAUUCUAAAAUGCUUUGGAGGGCUUUUCAACUGGCAUACAGGGUCUAUGCCUUUGCUGGUGGGCAGGAUGAUCGUGCUGACAAGCUGGCAGAAGAAGUGGCUCAUGAAAUUGCUUCUCAUUCUUAGCAGCAAUAAUCUCCCUUUCCUUGAGGACAUUGCUAAACCAAAUGUAUUUGACCACAUCCACACUGAUGCAUAUAUUGAAAAGGGUACUUGUUACUUGUACA
This is a messenger RNA of Corylus avellana, 1565 nucleotides long. The record is from RefSeq and is a predicted model, not a curated record. Lineage: Eukaryota; Viridiplantae; Streptophyta; Magnoliopsida; Fagales; Betulaceae.